Messenger RNA from Phyllopteryx taeniolatus (common seadragon), 3242 nucleotides. RefSeq names its product progestin and adipoQ receptor family member 3-like. Bases 233 to 1144 code for a protein of 303 amino acids. The transcript has 7 exons. Gene Ontology annotation, cellular component: membrane. The record is from RefSeq and is a predicted model, not a curated record. Gene Ontology annotation, molecular function: signaling receptor activity. NCBI's taxonomy places the organism in Eukaryota, Metazoa, Chordata, Actinopteri, Syngnathiformes, Syngnathidae.
CGAUGAUACAAAAAGAAAAAACAGGCUUUGUAUUAGUUGCUGACGUUACCUUGUGCGUGCUGUUGAGCAAUUAUGAACGAUUCGGAAGGAGAAACGCGAGCGGUGUGACACAUUGGCGAGAUCAUGGCUGAGUGGAGAGAUCGGCGACUGUGGCACGGUGACUAGCGGGCACUGGUUUAUUUUCCUGUCCUCUCCAUCCCAUCUUAUUCAGUUUGAACGAGAAGAAGCAAAGAUGAAGAUGCUGAAGACGAUCCACUACGUCGAGCUAGGCAGUUACCCGUCAUGGCCUGUGCUCUUACCACAGAAGAUAAGACUGUACACCUUUGAGCAACUCCCCAUGUACCUCAGAGAGAACCCCUACAUCACGGACGGCUACAGGGCCCACCUGCCUUCCAAACUCUGCCUGAGGAGUAUUUUCAUUCUGUCCAAUGAGACUGUGAACAUUUGGAGCCACCUGCUGGGCUUCCUUCUCUUCUUCUCUCUGUCGGUCAACGACGUCGUGAGGGUGCUGCCAGCUUCUGGAGCCAGCAGAGAGGACUACAUCAUCUACGCCAUAGGACUGUUUUGCUUCCAGGUGUGCAUGUUGUGUUCCGUCGGCUAUCAUCUGUUCUUGUGCCAUCGAUCGGAGAAGACGAGUCGUCGCUGGCUGGCGUUGGACUACGCGGGCAUUUCUGUCGGCAUCUUGGGCUGUUACGUGCCUGGCAUCUAUUAUUCCUUCUAUUGCAAUGCUUUUUGGCGGCAGGUCUACUCGCUGACGGUGCUGUGCAUGAUCCUGUUAGUCUGUGGUGCCCAGUUCCACCCACGGUACAUGACCGCUGAGUGGCGGUGCAUAAGGGUGUCCAUCUUCUUCGGCAUAGCCGUUAUCGGUGUGGUUCCGACGUGCCACUGGGUGUUGCUCAAUGGGGGGCUCACCUGUGACAUCGUUAAGAUGUUCCUGCCUCGCCUGAUUGUCAUGUACCUAAUCGGUGCAGCUGCCUUUGUGUUCUACAUUACCAAGAUGCCUGAACGCUGCUUCCCCGGCCACGUGAACUAUGUUGGUGCCAGUCAUCAGGUGUGGCACGUUUUGGUGGUUGCAAUGCUUUACUGGUGGCAUCAGACCGCAGUCGACAUCAUGCAGUUCCGGCUCAGCCAGCCUUGCCCCUAAAAGACACAAUGACAAUGAUCAAAUAACAUAAUAAUGUACUUGGGUAUCGUCGAACAACCAAUUGCUUUUCGUUAAUGUUAAAAACGUUUACAUUUGGUCAAUACAAACAAGCACGUCCACCAGAGCCAAUAUGUGUCAGUAGCAAGUCGAUUAAGAGGACUGCAAUUGGCAGUACAGUGGAACCUCAAUUUAACUGACUCCGAUUUAAUGGUUAUCGGCUGGAAUGGACAGAAAAUAGUGUCCAGAAAUAGUGUCCAGUUCACUCAAAUCUCCGUUUCUAGUUCCAGAAUCGGCCACUGUUGUUUACUGGAGUUGUGGAACAGUCAAUAGGCAGAGACUGGGCCACAUAUUUCUGGCUUGUGCCGCUAUUGUAACAGAUAUACCGUAUGAAUACUAGAUCCGGCUAACAGAUGUGCCUACGUGGCAGCCAAGUUGGAUGUGGCAACAUUUUAUCAAGAGCAAUGCAAGGAAAUUAGCCUAGCGUCAACCUAGGUAUGCAGCUCACGUAUUUACCUAUUCACAUCUAUGGCUGUUGUUUACGAGAGCGAGCGCUCGUCCCCCGUCCUAUUAGUCGGUUAAAUCGAGGUUCCCCCCAAAAAAAGGAGCCUUUUAUUGAACAAAGAAGCACUGUCAACGACACGGUGCACGUCGCUGCCUAAAGUGUUCAAAAAUAUUUGGUGUAGGUGGGUGGGUAUUAGCAUGUUAUUUAUUUAGCAUGACACAAUUUGUGUUUAGAAGCAGGAAACAUGAUAGUGUGAUGGAUGUACCAGAUGCCAACAGUCAACCAACUUCAUUGCUCUAAUAAUCAUAGAUUUGGCUGUUAGGUAUCGAAUAUUUCCAACAAACUGGAAAUGUUACAAAAAUAAUAAUCAUUGCUAUUUCUAUUCCCUUAUAUGAUUAUGGAGUCCUAUGAUAUCUAUUGUAUUGUGAAAUGUAUACUUGUCGCAAAGCACUACAAUUGCAUGGCGCUCGAAAGAGAACAUUUACUUGAUUAAAUUAAAUAGUGGGCGCUACCUCUACAUUGCUUGUAGUUUCCAAUAACAUCAUUGAUAUUGUCAGCAUGUUUUCUUCAUUUGUAAUAGUUGAAAAAGCUCGGGGAACUAAUGAUCCAUGCUGAAUUUGUGAGUUUUCUCACUUACAAGGAAAUGAACUGUCUCUAUUUAUUCAUUAUAGUAAUAGGUCCUAUAUCAGUAAAAGUAGAAAGGUGGCACAAUAUAAAUGUGAUAAAAUAUUCGGCAUUUUAAUGAGAAAAGUAAGCAUUUGAUCCUCAAACAAAACAUAAGUUAGUACUUGAUGUAGAAACCCUUGUGGGCAAGCAGCAAGUUGGUCACCAGGUUUGCACACAGCUCAGGAGGGAUUUCGGCCCACUCCUCUUUUCAGAAUCACAGUUGUCAGACUCCAGCACGGAGGUCAUUUAUCAUACAUUUGUGACUAAUAUGCCACACUUGUAUAUUGUAUACAGUAUAUUCUAGUCUUCAAACCUACAAAUCCAACAGAAGAUCAAAUAAUCAUGCCCCCCACCCACUGUAAAGGCAAACUAUGCAUGAUGUAAAUAUCUAUUUUUGUAUACUUGUGUAGGAGUGAUUGCAUGUCUUUGGCUCAUUGGGUGAUUAGCUGCCUCUUUUUUAUUACUCGUGUUUUACAGCACAAAUUAGGUAGGCCAUCUCUGUAUAACAGUAUAUUAUAAUGUGUGUAAUGUGUGAAUUGGGCCAGUCUGACUUGAUCCGGGAAGCUUGAAGGGUGUUUGUUGUUUAUAUUUUGGCUCAGUCUUUGUUAUACAGCACAACUUCAUUUAUUUGCCUUGUACCAGAACAAACGUAUACAGUACAUGCACUGACUAGAUUUUUGCACCACGAGGCCACUGUCGUAUUCUUUUUAUCUUUUAAUUUUUAUUCUGACAUUAUGCUGUUGCUUGAUGACGUGAUGUUGCCUUCUCUCGUUAUUACUUUGGACUUUUCAUCAAUCGUCUCUGUGCUUUUCUCAAAUAUGAUUUGUAUCACGAAGCACUGGAACUGACCGUAAAUGCUGAAACUUAAAUAAUGUCAGGCCCCAUGUGGAAAGAAAUCUGUUUUCAAUGAAUAAAGAAUGCUGGGAACUA